AUGGGCCAUUUGACACGGAUCUUCAUCGAAACAUAUGAGAUUUGUGAGAAGUACGAUAACCCUUUUAAGGACUUCAAACUUCCCUCGUCGAGCUCUAUGGAUGAUGAUUCGUUGCCUAAUGUUGGAUUACCAGAUGCCCAAACAGGGUUGCCGUGCCUAAAAACGCAGGCCCCUCCAGCGGUGAAUAACAACCAUCAUCAAUAUAUCGAGGCAUUCCGCAGCGACAAAAUGACUGAUAUCGAAAACAUCGCCAACCUGAUCAAAAGCGGCCAGGUACACAAAAUCGUCGUGCUUGUUGGCGCAGGCAUCUCCACCGCGGCCGGCAUCCCCGACUUCAGAUCGCCCGAGACUGGCAUUUAUGAUCGACUCAAACCUCUUCAUCUGCCCUAUCCCGAAGCUAUCUUCCACAUCAAUUACUUCAGGCACACCCCUGAGCCCUUCUACGCCAUCGCGCGAGCCAGGCAUCCUCGCUCCCUCAAACCGACCAUCACCCACGCUUUUCUCGCUCUUCUAGAAAAGAAGGGCCUUCUCCAUUUUGUGUUUACUCAGAACAUAGACGGCUUAGAGCGGGAUGUCGGUAUUCCAGAGGAUAAGAUUCUCAAUGCGCACGGCAGCUGGCGGACCCAGCGCUGCUGGAAGUGCAAGACUCCGUAUCCCGAUGACUUGAUGAAGCAAGCAAUCAGCACAGGCACUGUCCCUUAUUGUCAAGUUCCUGACUGUGGGGGAGCAGUAAAGCCCGACAUCGUGUUCUUUGGACAGCCUCUCCCCGCGGAAUUUGAUGAAAAGGAGAAGGAAGUAUCCGAGGCGGAUAUGAUGCUCGUGAUGGGGACGAGUCUAAAGGUUGCUCCAUGCUCGAGACUGCCUCGUUUGGCUCGCGAAGGCAUUCCCCGGGUGCUUGUCAAUCGUGAGAAGGUAGGAGACUUUGGAAAGCGGGCGGAAGAUGUGUCCAUCUUGGGUGAUUGCGACGAUGGGGUGCGCAAACUAGCGGAUGCCCUUGGUUGGACUGCGGAGAUGGAGUCACUGUGGAAGAAGGCCAUCGCGGCCAAAGAAGCAGCACAGGAGGAUUGGGGAGAGGAGGAGAGUCUGGACGAGCUGAUUGACAGGUACGCGAAAACGCUGACGGACGCCAGGAAGAUCUCUGCUGGGCAUAAACGGAUGUUGGAGGAACACCUGGAGAACAAGUUUGCCGAGGUCCUAAAGAAGAGCACAUAG
Aspergillus fumigatus Af293 is the source of this 1212-nucleotide messenger RNA. Its product is annotated as putative SIR2 family histone deacetylase. Gene Ontology annotation, molecular function: NAD+ binding; histone deacetylase activity, NAD-dependent. NCBI's taxonomy places the organism in Eukaryota, Fungi, Ascomycota, Eurotiomycetes, Eurotiales, Aspergillaceae. The transcript has 2 exons. The coding region runs from base 1 to 1212 and encodes 403 amino acids. The record is from RefSeq and is a predicted model, not a curated record.